GAGCUCUAGUCACGCUUCGCUCCAGCAGUGAGCCGCCGCUUUUUAGGGCGCGCAAAAUGGCACAAAAUGGUUGUUGGUCAAGCAGCAGUGGCGGCAGCUCAUCUUCGGCGACGCAGAGUAGAGGUUUGGCAACAGCAGGCGGACCCCAGGAGGAGCGUUUGGUGGUUGUGGUUCGAGUUCGGCCCAGCGCAGAAACCAACGACCAUUGCAUUGAUGUGAUUUCAGAAAAAUCUCUUUUGUUCGAUGAUGGCGGUAAAAGUCGGCCAAGACAGUAUUCAUACGAUUACGUGUUCAAAGAAACUGAUACGCAGGAAAAGGUCUAUAAGAAAACCACCGCUCCAUUAGUAAGGGACGUGCUUAAUGGCUAUAAUGCUGCGGUAUUUGCCUACGGCGCUACUGGCUCUGGCAAAACACACACCAUGCUGGGACCAUGUCGCAAGAAAACCACCUCAACGGCCAACUCCGAACGUGGUGCAACAGCAGCCUAUGACGUCGAUGCCAAUAACAAUGAAAGUGGGCUGAUGGUACGUGCAAUUGAAGAAAUCUUUCAUAAUAUCGAGAAUUCGCCGAAUAACAGUAGCAAAGUAUCAAUUUCCUACUUGGAAAUAUACAAUGAGCUCAUACGUGAUCUGCUGAAUCCCGGCGGUCCACUUGAACUACGUGAAGAUCAUCGCGGUCAGCGCAUAACAGUUGCCGGUCUCUCAGAGAUCACCACCACAAGUCGGCAAGAGGUCGUCUCUUUGUUGCUAAAGGGUAACAAAGCUCGUACCAUGGAGCCGACAGCUGCAAAUCAAACGUCGUCACGCAGUCAUGCACUACUCAGUAUUACAGUACAAACAAAAACGCCAUUGGGCACGAAGCAAGGUCGUCUCUUUCUCACCGAUCUCGCUGGCUCGGAGCGCGCUAAGAAGACAAAGAAUCGCGGCAAACGUUUGCAAGAAGGUGCGCACAUCAAUCGUAGCCUCUUGGCGUUGGGUAACUGCAUUAACGCUUUGUCGGGUGGCGCGCGUUAUGUAAACUAUCGUGAUUCAAAGCUCACACGCCUGCUGAAGGAGGCAUUGAGUGGUAAAUGCAAAACUGUUAUGAUUGCACAUGUUGCACCGGAAGGUAAGCAUCGUGAUGAGACAAAGAAUACACUUGUGUACGCUGAUCGCGCGAAUAGCAUUUCCACACGUCUGCAGAAUUCUGUGUAUCUUGAUGAGGUCAAAGACUUUCCCACGAAACAUUAUCAAAAUCUCGUAUCCGAGCUACGUGAGGAAGUAACACGUUUGCGUAGUAAAAUGCUGACCGAACGACCUCGCAGUGGUGCCGCAGCAGCAGCAGCCGCACAACCAGCGCGCACCACCGAGGAGGAUGACAAGCGCAAGACCGAGCUGCGUUAUCUACGCGAGCAAAUCGUACUCACGUUCAAGCAACAAAUGAAAUUGCGACGCAAAUUGCUGGAAGCCGAAAGUCAUCUUUUAGGCCUGGAGCUGGAUGCUGAGCGGCAGCAUAUGAUUAUAUCACAUUGGCAAGGGCGCAUGGGCAAACUGUACGACACUCCAGCCGAUGACGACAUUGAAUCUGAAGGCGCAAUUGCUUUGAAAAACGCUUGGGGCGAGCUCUCGGCAAUCGAGAAGGAGACCCGACGUUACAAAGAGAUACGUGAACGCACCGAACAAGAACUGGAGAUGUGCCGUCAGAAAGGCGUACAGCUAGAGGAUGAGCUACCCGAACGCAUUACCAGCGAUGAAGAACGUGAACUUUUAGCGUUACUCUGCCGCGUGCACGAGCUAGAAGCAGAUAAAGUUUCGCUGCAGGCUGAACGCCUGGCAAGACAGGCUGAGCUAAGGAGACGUGAUCUACAACUACUACGGGCUGAACGACAACGACGCUUAUGUGAGGAUAUCAUAAGCUCGCAACGUCGCUUAAUUGAAGAGGGCAACGUUGAGCUGCCUGACGAGCUGCGUGAGCUUUAUGGCUUAUAUCAACAAGAGAUACACGCAGGCGUUGUUACACCAGCCACUUCAUCCGAGCGAAAAUUACCGCCCAUCUACACAGCGGGCUCCGAAUCGCCCGGCUCUAGUUCGAGUUCUGAAUGGUCACCUGGCUCACCGUUGCCACCAAUCGAUAGUCAAAUACCCAGCGCUUUUCAAGAUGGUCCCGAUCGGCAUAUGGGUCCGCUGGUUAAUCCGCGUUUACCGAAAUUAUCAGCCACUGCUACGCCUGCUACUCGCCGCGGCACCUCAAUACGACUUGUUAAGCACACGGCCAACAACACUUAAACCCACAACACAGUUGAGGGUUUGUAAUUAAGAAAUUCAGAGCAAUAAUUAAAUUAGUAAAAUUUUCGAACUUUCUUCACACACCCUUUUGAAUAAGUUUUCGCUCAGGGAUAUUUUAUUUAUGUAUAUCUGAAAAAAGAGAAUUCUACAAAAGAGAUUAAAGUUUU
Ceratitis capitata (Mediterranean fruit fly) is the source of this 2431-nucleotide messenger RNA. It is a transcript of the gene Kif19A, whose product is annotated as kinesin-like protein KIF19. The record is from RefSeq and is a predicted model, not a curated record. The coding region runs from base 57 to 2264 and encodes 735 amino acids. Gene Ontology annotation, biological process: microtubule-based movement. NCBI's taxonomy places the organism in Eukaryota, Metazoa, Arthropoda, Insecta, Diptera, Tephritidae. The transcript has 7 exons. Gene Ontology annotation, molecular function: microtubule binding; ATP binding; microtubule motor activity.